Molecule: messenger RNA, 1137 nt
Organism: Alternaria rosae
Lineage: Eukaryota; Fungi; Ascomycota; Dothideomycetes; Pleosporales; Pleosporaceae
Product: heterokaryon incompatibility protein-domain-containing protein
Exons: 1
Source: RefSeq, a predicted model, not a curated record
AUGAUCGUAUAUUCUGAUAAGAUCCUCAUUGGGAGCGAACAUGUUGAAGUCUCACCGUUUGUGUGUGUAUCUAUCGAAGAUUCACAGACUCACGAGCUGCAAGCACCAGCCGCACACCUCGAUCUGGCACCGAUAUCUGAUUGGUUGAAGAAAGAAAGAUGCACGCAACAGGCUCAGUGGUACAAGGGGGAAGAUGGCGAGAGCUUAGAUCUCACCGUCAUUAACUGCGCUGAGCGCACGCUUGUGCCCUUGCUCAAAGAAGAGCUUUACGCAACGUUGAGCUACGUCUGGGGAAGAGCUGUCCAGCCUCCAUUGGAUAACACUAAUGGUAACCGAUUGCCCCGACAUCUACCAGAUACGAUUCAAGACAGUAUCGACGUUUGCAACGUGCUGAGCAUCCGUUACCUAUGGGUUGACAGGUAUUGUAUAUCAGCUGAAAGUAGCCAUCUUCGAAGUCUACAGAUCAGUAGGAUGGACGAAGUAUACCAGAACUCGUUCCUUACAAUUGUGGCAUGUGCAGCUGAUGAUCCUAACUCUGGUUUGCCAGGAAUUUCUAGACGGCGAAAUCCGAACCCUUGUAUCGAAGUUGUUGGACUUGGCUGUAUAGGAGCGCUAUCGCAGUCUAUCGAGAUCCAUGCUGGUAUCUGGGCGACACGUGCGUGGACAUAUCAAGAAGCCCUCCUCUCCCAACGGCAAAUCUACUUCACGGACAAAGAGACAUUCUUUGGGUCAGCUGACGGCAUCCAAGGGGAGAGAGGGGUAAUUAAUAAAAGUAGUUUAGAGCAAUUUCUGCCUGGAUAUUUGCGUACCGGAUAUCCAGUCCCGGAAACUACGAGCACUGCGCGGGACCGGAACCUCAGAAAAUAUUUACUCGGAAGACUGCACAUAUGGGAGUGCAUUUCCAACUACUCCAUGCGGACCCUAUCGUAUCAGGGCGAUAUUCUCAAUGCUUUACUCGGUAUCUUGGCAUACUAUCGGCGGGAAAACGGUGUCUGCCAUCUGUGGGGCAUUCCGUUCUCUACGUUUGUCCUAGCUCCAACGCCAGCGCAGCCCACCCAUCUCGAUUUCGAUCUGGGCCUGCGCUGGAUCGUUAAUGGUCCUUCCUCUCGCCGGGAAGGAUUUCCCAGCUGGUCCUGG